CGCGCGCUCAGCAUGGCGUCAUCGCGGCGCGCCUCGCCGAGCUGCUCUGAAGGCUGGUGGGCGCAGAUGGCGGCGGCGGCGGAGGCGGGCAGUGACGCGGGGCCUGCGCAGGAGCUGCUGGCGGCCUGGAACACCGUGAGCACCGGGCUGGUGCCUCCGGCCGCGCUGGGACUGGCGUCCUCCCGGACUAGCGGUGCCGUUCCUCCAAAAGAGGAGGAGCUCCGGGCGGCGGUGGAGGUGCUCAGGGGCCACGGUCUGCACUCGGUCCUGGAGGAGUGGUUCGUAGAGGUGCUGCAGAACGAUCUGCAGGCCAACAUCUCCCUCGAGUUCUGGAAUGCCAUCUCUCAGCGCGAGAACUGUGCGGACGAACCCCAGUGCCUUCUGUUGCUGCUCGAUGCUUUCGGUCUGCUGGAGAGCCGCCUGGAUCCCUACUUGCGUAGUCUGGAGCUUCUGGAGAAAUGGACUCGCUUGGGCUUGCUGAUGGGCACCGGUGCUCAGGGGCUUCGGGAAAAGGUCCACACCACGUUGCGGGGCGUCCUGUUCUUUUCCACUCCCAGAGCUUUUCAGGAGAUGAUCCAGCGCCUCUAUGGACGCUUUUUGAGAGUUUACAUGCAGAGUAAGAGAAAGGGGGAAGGAGGCACAGACCCCGAACUGGAGGGGGAAUUGGACAGCAGGUAUGCUCGCCGCCGGUACUACCGCCUUCUGCAGAGCCCCCUGUGCGCGGGGUGCGGCAGUGACAAGCAGCAGUGCUGGUGCCGCCAAGCGCUGGAGCAGUUCCACCAGCUCAGCCAGGUCCUGCACAGGCUCAGUCUGCUGGAGCGGGUCAGCGCCGAGGCUGUGACGAGCACCCUGCACCAGGUGACCCGGGAGCGGAUGGAGGACCGUUGUCGGGGCGAGUACGAGCGCUCCUUCCUGCGUGAGUUCCACAAGUGGAUCGAGAGAGUGGUCGGCUGGCUGGGCAAGGUGUUCCUGCAGGAUGGCCCCAGCAGGCCCGCGUCCCCAGAGCCGGGCCCCAUGCUGCGCCGAUGGCGCUGCCACGUGCAGAGGUUCUUCUACCGCAUCUACGCUGGCCUGCGCAUUGAGGAGCUCUUCAGCAUCAUCCGAGACUUCCCAGACUCGAGGCCUGCUGUGGAAGACCUCAAGUACUGCCUGGAGAGGACCGACCAGAGGCCGCAGCUGCUUGUGUCCCUCAGGGCCGCCCUGGAGACGCGGCUGCUCCACCCAGGCGUGAACACGUGUGACAUCAUCACCCUAUACAUCUCCGCCAUCAAGGCACUGCGCGUGCUGGACCCGUCCAUGGUUGUCCUGGAGGUGGCCUGUGAGCCCAUUCGCCGGUACCUGCGGACGCGGGAGGACACGGUGCGGCAGAUUGUGGCGGGGCUGACCGGGGACUCGGAUGGGACGGGGGACCUGGCUGUUGAGCUGUCCAAGACGGACCCUGCGAGCCUGGAGACCGGGCAGGACAGCGAGGAUGACUCUGGCGAGCCGGAGGACUGGGUCCCUGACCCCGUGGACGCAGAUCCAGGGAAGUCCAGCUCUAAGCGGCGCUCCUCGGACAUCAUCAGCCUGCUGGUCAGCAUCUACGGCAGCAAGGACCUCUUCAUCAAUGAGUACCGCUCGCUGCUGGCCGACCGCCUGCUGCACCAGUUCAGCUUCAGCCCCGAGCGGGAAAUCCGUAACGUGGAGCUGCUGAAGCUGCGCUUUGGCGAGGCCCCGAUGCACUUCUGUGAGGUCAUGCUCAAGGACAUGGCGGACUCGCGCCGCAUCAAUGCCAACAUCCGGGAGGAGGACGAGAAGCGGCCCGCCGAGGAGCAGCCGCCUUUUGGAGUCUACGCUGUCAUCCUGUCCAGCGAGUUCUGGCCACCCUUCAAGGAUGAGAAGCUGGAGGUCCCCGAGGACAUCAGGGAGGCCCUGGAGGUCUACUGCCGGAAGUACGAGAAGCUGAAGGUAGGGCCGCGCUGCUGGGAGUCCUCGUCUGUGCUCCGGGACCCGUGUGUGCACCUGCCCGUUUGUGUGUGUGCGCCCUCUGCGCUCUGCUGUGCCUGAUGCUGCUGGCGUGAGUCUUGACCCUGAGCUGCCUCUGCAGCAUCCACCUGCCUGUUCUCAGAACCCGGGGCUGGCAGCCAUGCUCAGCCCAGGACACCCGCCGAGUCCCCUCCGUGGGUGUCUCCAGGGAGUCUCCUGGCUUCUCUUGUGGUGUUUGGCGGCUCCUCUGGGUUUGCUGCGAGCCGGCGCCAAGGAGGGCUGGGUGCGGCUGUUAAGGCUGAGGACCCGAGGUCCUGAGUGGGGAGAGGCUCAGCGCUGGAGAGCUGAUCCCAGGGGCUUCCUUCCAGAGCCAGGGGAGCCCGCCUGUGCACCCCACCUCAGCCCCGCACACCCCUUCCUGGCUGAAGACAUCUAAGGGGCCCUCCCCAGCCUCCCUCUGUGCCCCAACCCGCCUGUCAGGAGAGGCCCCACCGGCUUCCUCCAGGGCGUCCCCCUGGGUCCGAAGGCGGACUCAGACACGGACCCCUGCUCAGGCUGGUGCGCCCGAUGAGACGGCUGCCCUCCAGCUGGAUGCUGGAGCGCCUGGGGGGGAGCUGGGGCAGUGCCACGGGGCCUCUGCUCCCUGCAGCGGGUCUCCUGCCUGAGGUGGUGCCGCACAUGUGGGGGUGCUGUGCCCUCUGCCGCUGGCCGCACCGCUGCCCCACACAGACCCGAGCUGCAGUUGAAAAGGUAUGGUUUGGAGCCGCAGCACCUGGUUAGGACCUGGCCAGCUGCCAACCGUGGAGAGCUUCAGUGUCAUGCCCCCUUCAGAGCCAUGGGGGCUGCAGGCAGCGCUUGGCCCAGAGUCACCCCGCCGGUGUCCCCGGUGGUGGCCGUGACAAAGCCCACAGACAGGUGCCUUAAACAUAACGGAGACCUGCUCCCUCGGUGGCGGCAUCUGCUGAGGGCAUUUUUGAUGCCAGCAGAAACUCAAGUCAGGGUGUUCGCAGGGCCUCGCCCCCUCCACAGGCUCCGAGAGAGGAUCCUCCGGCCUCGCGGUGGCCGAGCUCCACGUGCUCCUGGCUGUGGGUGUGUCACUUUGAGCCCGGCUUGUGUCACCCAGCCUCUCCCAGUGUCUGUGUGCAGAGUCCCCUCUUCCUCUGAGGACCCCAGGCCCCGCUCCGUGUGACCACACCUUAGCGAGCUGCCUUUAGGGACCCAGGCUAGCAUCCCUGCCCUGCUGCUGAGGCCUCAGCCUGUGGGUGUCCAUGCAGGUCUCUGCAUCCAGCGCCCAGACCGGGGCACCCACGCCUCUCCUGGGCCUCCUGUGCUGGUUCCGGGACACUGCGGCUUGAUGUGGCUUUGACACAGCUCACCUCUCGGGCCCCGUGGCCCGCAGAGUACGUGGCGUGGAGUGCUCCUUUGGGCUCGCCAGUCCUCCUCGGUUUCCCCCUCAAUUCACACGAGCGGUGAGGAAGCUGCAGGCUGCACUUCCCACGCUUCACUUGGAAAUCUCAGCCCAGUGUCCCGCGUCUCCCUCCAGCCCUGCUCGCCCCAGCAGAGCUCAUCUCUGCUGCUCUUUCAGCGGUCGCCUUGCAGUCGUUUCCCGUGGCGCUGCAACAGGCCUCACCAGAAGGGCCUUUUUGGUCAUGUUUCUCCCAGUAGUCUCCCCAGGGCAAACCCGGCUUUCACGAGCACGCAGCUCAGAACGUUCCAGUCCUCCCCUCCCCCAGCGCCACAACCACAGCCGUGUUUCUGGGGAAGGUGUUUGCUCCGGUGGCACCCUCCGCCCGCGCUGCAGUCCACUGCCGUCCUGCGGGGCCAUGGCAAAGCCCACUUGCCAGGUGGCAGAGCUGUAGGCCCUGCUCCUGGCCCUGCAGGCCGGGUCUGUGAUGGAGGGCGGGGCGGGGCUUCAGGCGAGUCCCUCCCCCAUCUUCCAGCUCCGCUCUGCUUCCUGUGUCUGGUACCACCCUCCCUCUGACCCGUACACCAGUCUAUUAGGUUAGGUCCCACGUCGCUCCCAGACCUCGCCUUCCCUACCGACAUCCGCAGGUCAGGUCACAUUCUGAGGUCCUGGGAUCAAGACGUGGGCAUGUCUCAUGGGGACACGGUGGCUUGGCUCUUGGGUGCUGCUGACUGAGGGGAGGGAACUGGAAGCCCACCGGGUGCUCGUCUGGCUGCCACUGCAGCUGCCACCUGCCGGGUGGGAACUGGAGCCCUUCCCCGCCUGCUCCCGGGUUGUAAAGCCUGGUCCAGUGGGACCCGCCAAACGACCUGCG
Molecule: messenger RNA, 4244 nt
Organism: Cervus elaphus (red deer)
Lineage: Eukaryota; Metazoa; Chordata; Mammalia; Artiodactyla; Cervidae
Gene: ANAPC2
Product: anaphase promoting complex subunit 2
Exons: 11
Coding region: 13-2046 (677 amino acids)
Biological process (GO): ubiquitin-dependent protein catabolic process
Cellular component (GO): anaphase-promoting complex
Molecular function (GO): ubiquitin protein ligase binding
Source: RefSeq, a predicted model, not a curated record